This is a messenger RNA of Misgurnus anguillicaudatus (oriental weatherfish), 2645 nucleotides long. RefSeq lists its product as uncharacterized. Gene Ontology annotation, cellular component: nucleus. The record is from RefSeq and is a predicted model, not a curated record. Gene Ontology annotation, biological process: negative regulation of transcription by RNA polymerase II; nervous system development. Lineage: Eukaryota; Metazoa; Chordata; Actinopteri; Cypriniformes; Cobitidae. Gene Ontology annotation, molecular function: RNA binding; protein binding.
CAAUGGAAGAUAUUUUUUGUGAUCUACUGUGCAUUUGGAAAUGCAUUCUGGCAACAUGACAUGGCAAAGUUGGUCCAACCACUAUUAUUACUGACUCAACUUUAGCGUUUAACGUGCUACAGACACAAAUGAUAUCUUAAAUUAACCACUAAGAAUAGCCUAGAAACCACAACCAGAAAUGUGCCUCAUACUGAAAACACCUUAGCAACUGUGUAGAAAAUGGCCAUGCUACCACCCUAGCAACCAUAUAGCAUCACCCCGGUAACCAACCAGAACAUCCUAUAUUUUAUCUUUAGAACAUCUUUAGAAAAUUUACAAUGUUCUUUUGGUUUCAUGCAAACAUUUAAAUUACAUACUUCACUUUCAGUAGUGAACAACGCUUUGCCCACAUAUAUGAUAUUGCACAGAGAGAGAGAGAGAGAGAGAGAGAGAGAGAGAGAGAGAGAGAGAGAGACUAAGACCAUAAGUUGUCAGACAGUACUGAGAGGAGAGUGGGAGAGACUGAGAGCGAGUAGGAAGAAGAAAAGAUAAGAGUUUGUCUGACUGUCAGCAGCAUCACAACUAGAUGAACUUCAACAGAUGCUACAUAAAGCUCGAAGUGACUAAAGAAAUUUGUGAAGAGCCACCCAACAGGUCCCCAGUCAGCAUGAUGCCAUGACCCUCCUUUGAAUCCUAAACCAGUGUUACCAUCAUAACUUUAUUUAGGAAACCCUAAUGCCCCCAAAGUACAAUGUUUUCUCACAACUUCUUAAAAAAUAUCUUUACACGAAUUUCCACCUAGGUAAUUUCCCUGAAGAUUGUGUAAAAAAGCUUUUUAUAGGGAAAACGUCAACCUGUGUUGUAACCAUGGCGAAUACAAGUUCCUUUUCUGUGCCAAACUGCAAUGAACAGUCAUCAGCACCUGUUUUUAAAACACCUUCUCCUUUUUGGAAUCAGGAUUCUGUGUUUAGGAGACCGAAACAUAUCAGAGAAUCCACAUCUGAUGUGACCGAUGGAUUUCCUCUUUAUCCUUACGGAUGUGAUUUUUCCUCUUUGAGAAACCCGGACAUCUCUUACGCUACAGGACUGAAUCAGAUCUACUCAUCAAUGAAUCCUAGCAGCACAUACAUAACACCAUCAUCAAAACUCCUUGUGAGCGAUCCAAAUGCACUGCAUGGUAUUGGAAGGGGGACUUAUCACUGGAGUUAUUUAGCUUCAGGCGUAGAAGAUGGGUUUCGAAAUCUGCACAAUCCACAAAUCGAUCCGUUUUUAGCUUCGUAUUACUACAGAGGAGCUGUCAGGGAUGUUUUACAAGGAGAUGUUUCAAGUGAGAAAACCGAAUCAGGUAUGAAAAACAAUAAGAGAGCGAGAGGAGAGAAGUACUGGUACCACAGACCACAGAAGCAGGGUAUUUUACACAGCUUCAGAAAAGACAGCGCAAGGCAUUGUGUGAAAAAUAACCCACUUCUAGGUUCUCUACUAUAUACAGAUACAAAUAAAAACAACAAUCACAAUCCCAAUUUGAACCACUUUAGUCCCGCCACACCUGUAUCAAAGAGAAAUGGUGAAAAUCAAACAAGAGAGGAGCUCCCCCUACUGGACUGGAGAGAAGAUGCAGACAAAAACAAUCACCAAACAAACACUAGUACACAAACAUCAUCUUCUGUCCUGUGUGUGCUCCAUCGGUUUGUAGAGGGUUCAUUGGUGGAGCUUGAGAGCGGUCGACUAAAGCGUAUAGAGGAUUUACAGAUGGAGGAUUUGGAGCAGUGUGCUGAACUUCAUCCUGAUCUCAAACUGGAACGACUCACCGUGUUAAAGAUAAUGCCCUCACACAAACCUGCACUGUUAUUACACGUGACGCUUGAACGGGACCAUUCACAGCAGUUGUCUUUGGAGGUGAAUGAGGGGUUGCCCUUUUUUGUAUGCGGGCGUGGCUGGUCGUCUUGCAACCCUCAACUCACAAGUCAAACCUGCAGAUUACAGUGCCACCAGCUGAAAGUGGGAGAUAUUUGCUUGGCGCUGACACGUGACCCCGCCCCUGAGGCACAGCCUGCCAAUCAGAGUCCAGCUGAGAUGAGCAUGGAUCAUACUGUGCCAAAGUGUGACAUCUACAAGACAAGCACACUAUCAAGCAAGGACAAAUCACGAAAGAGACACUUGACAGCUCCUGAGCUCAGAGACAUUUCCAAGAUACACCAAAGCACAGAUUAAGAAGCUGAAGGUUCAUCAUAUAUCAAAUAGUGUAAAAUAAUAACCCAGUCUAAUUAAGUCCAAUUCUAUUUUGUUGUAUUGCAAAUAAAUCUGUUUUUACACAUUACAGCUGCCAUAUAUUGCAUAAUAUCUGUGCGUACGUAGUAACUGCAAUGGUACCAAAUACAUUUUGUGUUACAGAAUACAUAUAACUGUUCACAAUAUACAACUAUUAAAGUACAACAACAACAAAGAAGGGCUUACAAUAGUUACUGUUAUUGUAUUCACUAUAAUAUCCAAGGAAUAGUUUACCCAAAUAUGAAAAUUCAUCACUUUCUCAUCCCUAUGCCAUCUUUAUUCAGUUGAACACAAACUAUUUUAUAUUAAAAUGUCAUUUACAACACAAAACACAAAAAUGGGACACAAAAGAACCAGUCACCUACCGGCAAAAGAACCAACCAGCAAACAAGGUUACC